CUCGAGGCGGCAGCAGACUUUUUCAGUCCGUCUAACUAGUCGCAGAGAUGUCCGAUGCGACAGAUCGCGAUAACUGUGAUAAACUCAGAGAAUUUCAAUUAGUGCAAGUUAAUGGAACAUGGAACAAAGUGUAAGUGAACAGGCUGGCCACCAUGGACUUCUGUCACCUGCUAAAAUCUAUGAGAAGUCCACGGCUCACGGUGUGUGUUGGACCGUGGUGAGUCCCGUCGUGUUCACCUACAGGAUCGUCCAGUGCAGCAACCUCCUGGACGCACAUAACGACACCCUGCUGUUUGGGCACACAGACCACAGGGAAGACCUGCUGUUUGGGCACACAGACCACCGUGGAGAUCCGCAGAGUGCCAGCAAGCCCGUGAAGCGCUUCAUCGUCAUAGACGAGGUCGUCCAUGCGCUCUACGGGAAUAGGAUCUCGGAAUAUAUGAAGGCCAGGAAUGUCGUCUACAAGAUGCUGCCUUUGCCCACUACGGAGGAGAACAAGUCCAUGGAGCUGGUGACCACCAUCCUGGAGGAAGUUCACCAGUUUGGGAUUGACCGGCGGUCCGAACCCAUCCUGGCCAUCGGGGGAGGAGUGUGUCUGGACAUCGUGGGAUUGGCGGCCUCGCUCUAUCGCAGGAGGACUCCCUACAUCCGCGUCCCGACCACGUUGCUGGCGUAUGUUGAUGCCAGUGUCGGGGCAAAGAACGGGGUCAACUUUGCCAACUGUAAAAACAAGCUGGGGAGCUACAUCCCGCCUGUGGCCACGUUCCUGGACCGCUCUUUCCUGGCGACCGUUCCACGCCGACACAUCGCCAACGGACUGGCUGAGAUGCUGAAGAUGGCUCUGAUGAAACACAAAGGCCUGUUUGAGCUUCUGGAGGCUGAGGGACAGAAUCUUCUGGAUUCCAAGUUCCAAACCCGUGAGGGGACAGAUGAGACGGACCAGUCACCUGCUGCUUCAGCAUCCUCUAGGAUCGCCAUAGAGACCAUGCUGGAGGAACUGGCCCCAAACCUGUGGGAGGAUGACCUGGACCGCCUGGUGGACUUUGGACACCUCGUCAGCCCUGAGCUGGAGAUGGAGGUGCUGCCUGCGCUGCUUCACGGGGAGGCGGUUGCCGUGGAGAUGUCCCUGAUGGUGUACGUGGCGUGUGGGCGGGGCCUGUUGCCCGCGGCGCUGCGGGACCGUGUGGUGCGCUGCAUGCGGUCGCUGGAGCUGCCCGUGUGGCACCCGCUCUGCAGCCUGGCGCUGGCGAGGAGAGCUCUGGGCGAACGCCUGCGCCACUCCGGGGGACGCCUCAGGAUGCCCCUGCCCACCGCACUGGGACGAGCAGAAAUCUUUAAUGACAUCAGCGAUGACACAUUGUGUCAGGCAUUCCAAGAAUGGAGUGUGGACCUCGGAACAGGACACCUUCCCACGUGAAAAGCGGAGCCAAAGAUCCGAUUUAACCCUCUCUGGCUGCGCUGUGUUGCAGACAAACGUGAACAUGUAUUGUACAAGUGGUUGAGUGCUUUGCCAUUCCUGAAAAUAAACAUGGGAAUUAACAAA
This is a messenger RNA of Sardina pilchardus (European sardine), 1543 nucleotides long. RefSeq names its product 2-epi-5-epi-valiolone synthase-like. Bases 119 to 1417 code for a protein of 432 amino acids. The transcript has 5 exons. The record is from RefSeq and is a predicted model, not a curated record. Gene Ontology annotation, molecular function: 3-dehydroquinate synthase activity. Lineage: Eukaryota; Metazoa; Chordata; Actinopteri; Clupeiformes; Clupeidae. Gene Ontology annotation, biological process: antibiotic biosynthetic process.